AUGGAAACUGCGGAAAGAGUACAGGGAGACUACAGGGAGAGUGCAGGGAGCGUACAGGGACAGCGUAUGGAAACUGCAGAAAGAGUACAGGGAGACUACAGGGAGAGUACAGGGAGCGUACAGGGACAGUGCAUGGAGACUGCAGAAAGAGUACAGGAAGACUACAGGGAGAGUGCAGGAAGCGUACAGGGACAGUGCAUGGAGACUGUAAAGAAAGUACAGGCAGACUACAGCAAGAGUGCAGAGAGCGUACAGGGACAGCGUAUGAAGACUGCAGAGAGAGUACAGGGAGACUACAGGGAGAGUGCAGGAAGCAUACAGGGACAGCGUAUGGAGACUGCAGAAAGAGUACAGGGAGACUACAAGGAGAGUGCAGGGAGCGUACAGGGACAGUGCAUGGAGACUGCAGAAAGAGUACAGGGAGACUACAAGGAGAGUGCAGGUAGCGUACAGGGACAGUGCAUGGAGACUGCAGAAAGAGUACAGGGAGACUACAGGUAG
This is a messenger RNA of Bufo gargarizans (Asiatic toad), 501 nucleotides long. RefSeq lists its product as uncharacterized. NCBI's taxonomy places the organism in Eukaryota, Metazoa, Chordata, Amphibia, Anura, Bufonidae. The transcript has a single exon. The record is from RefSeq and is a predicted model, not a curated record. The coding region runs from base 1 to 501 and encodes 166 amino acids.